Messenger RNA from Oncorhynchus gorbuscha (pink salmon), 1703 nucleotides. Its product is annotated as C-myc promoter-binding protein-like. Bases 6 to 500 code for a protein of 164 amino acids. Lineage: Eukaryota; Metazoa; Chordata; Actinopteri; Salmoniformes; Salmonidae. Gene Ontology annotation, biological process: regulation of Rab protein signal transduction. The transcript has 5 exons. The record is from RefSeq and is a predicted model, not a curated record. Gene Ontology annotation, cellular component: cytoplasmic vesicle.
AUUGGAUGUCAGAGGACAGUAAACACGUGUUGAUCCAGAUCUUAUGGGACAACCUCAAGCUGCACCGGGAUCUCAUCCAGCCGUUCUACAUCCUGUGGAACACGCAGAGGCUUAAUUGUGCUCUGUUGUUAGACAGUGUGGGCUACCCGUUGUGUCGCCCUGUGUGCGAGGCGGAGCGUCCGUUUGGGGAGGAGCUACUCCACAGCGUGAUCAAGAGCAUCCAGAGGAACGAUGUUUCUCGACCAAUGGGACAGCUCCUACAGCUGCUCGGGCAGAGCCUGGGGGUCAAGAGGCAAAGGAGUCUGUACAGAGACAUCCUCUUCCUGUGUCUGGUGGCUCUGGGAAAGGACAACAUUGACAUCGACGCUUUUGACCGCGAAUACAAGAUGGCGUACGACCACCUCAGCCCCAACCUGGUGAAGCUGACGCACAACUGCGACCGUCCGCCCAGCGCUGGGGUCAUGGAGUGUCGCAAGACCUUCGGAGAACCCUACCUCUGACCUCUGACCCCUUUACCCCUGACGUUUCACCUCCGACAGACACUCCACCCGGCCAGUCACCUCCGUCACCCGGCCAGUCACCUCCGUCACUCGGCCAGUCACCUCCUCCACCCGGCCAGACACCUCCUCCACCCGGCCAGCCAGUCACCUCCGUCACUCGGCCAGCCAGUCACCUCCGUCACUCGGCCAGCCAGUCACCUCCGUCACUCGGCCAGUCACCUCCUCCACCCGGCCAGCCAGUCAUCUCCGUCACUCGGCCAGUCACCUCCUCCACCCGGCCACCCAGGCCACUCCGUCACUCGGCCAGCCAGUCACCUCCGUCACUCAGCCAGUCACCUCCGUCACUCGGCCAGUCACCUCCUCCACCCGGCCAGCCAGUCACCUCCGUCACUCGGCAUAGCACAGCCGUGGGUAGCCCACAUGGGUAGGGUUGAAGAGAUCUUUUGCGUCCAUGAAAAGCACAUGUAUAAAAUCCAUGUAUUACAACGGUGGCUCUCCCAAAGAGGACUGAGGAGCUUUAAAGACGAGCUCAGGAAUCCACUUUAGAAAGACGUACAGAAUGCGUGACGAUGAGCUUGUUGACACUGUGAUGUUUGGGGUCAUGUCCGUCACCUGUGAGAGAUGUGACGGGGCUGACCAGAGACUGACGGAGCUGACCAGAGGCUAGUGGAGCUGACCAGAGACUAGUGGAGCUGACCAGAGACUAGCGGAGCUGACCAGAGACUAACAGAGCUGACCAGAGACUAGUGGAGCUGACCAGAGACUAACAGGGCUGACCAGAGACUAACGGAGCUGACCAGGGACUGACGGAGCUGACCAGAGACUAGCGGAGCUGACCAGAGACUAGCGGAGCUGACCAGAGACUAACUGAGCUGACCAGAGACUACCGGAGCUGACCAGAGACUAACGGAGCUGACCAGAGACUAACGGAGCCGACCAGAGACUAACGGAGCCGACCAGAGACUAACGGAGCCGACCAGAGACUAGUGGAGCUGACCAGAGACUAACAGGGCUGACCAGAGACUAACGGAGCUGACCAGAGACUAACGGAGCUGACCAGAGACUAACGGAGCUGACCAGAGACUAACGGAGCUGACCAGAGACUAAAGGAGCUGACCAGAGACUAACGGAGCUGACCAGAGACUAACGGAGCUGACCGACCAGGGGGUUAUUAUGUAGUCUGACCAGUCUCACAAAAGGGAU